ACUCAACUCUGUUUUGGAAAGCCUGAUUUCUUUAUGCAGAUCGUGACAUUCAGCAAUCAAGUAUUUCUAAACUUUACAGUUGUCCGUAAUUCUGUACUGGUUAGACAAGUCAUAACAGGCAGGUGGGCCACAGCUCAAACCUCUUUUACUUUAUUAUCACAAUGUGAUAAUAUGUCAUGUCCACAAGAUCAUUUUGUCAGGGUAUUAACAUCCUCAUAUCGCGGCUAUGGUUAGUCUCAAGGUCUUAUGUUGAGGAAACAACAUUUAUUUCUCAUGGCCACCACUUGUUAUGUUGAGGGAAAGUUUUCUUGUGGCCACACAUUUAAUUCAUAAACAUUGCCAAUCUGAAGAAAGAUAUAUUUUUUUAAUUUGCUGGUUUAUUUUUUGUUCGCAGGUGUUUUCUGCAGUGCGUCGAGUUCUCUUGACCACCAUACCCAGUGCUAGAUCAAUUGUCUUUUCUUUUUAUUAUUAUAUUUUUUGUUUAACCAUAUCAUUUUCUAAGCAGAAGUUUUAAGCUAAUCCCAUUCAUCCAUUCUCCAAACCACUAGUCCUAUGGUCACAGGGCUUUAAACUAAUAUAGACUGGAGAGACUGGAUUCGAACAUGAGGCUACCGGCGCCGACCUGCCAGGGCAAUUUUUAUAUAACUCUGAUUGAAUUCUGAAAGAAGAAAGGCAUAUACACCUGGGAUGGCUUGAGGCAGGUCAGGCUCCUGUCAGCUCCAGGGACGCUUCAAGUUGAAGGGGAUGUACCAAGACGGAGACCUCAUCAUUGGAGGCCUGUUUGCAUUUCAUCUCAUCACAGUGUUCCCAGAACUGAACUUUAACAGAGAACCGGAACAGUCACAUUGUGAGCGGUGAGCCUGGGCUAAACGGAUGGCAAAAAAGGAAAGGACAUUUGAAAGACAAUAGAAGGAGACAUGCGAAACAAAGUCUAUGUGUUUUGUAGUUUUGUUAUUUGUUUAGAGCUGAUUGUCUGAUGAUGAAAGGUUUGAAAUGUGAUGUGAUGAUAGAGAUGAAGAGAUCAUGGGAUGUUUAUAUUUAUUUUUUGUGAUAAUAUUCUGAUAUUCUUUAGGGUAACUGAAUGAAAACAUUGUGCUGCCUUUUCUAGAUUCUAUAUGGCAAGUUUCCAGCAGGCACAAACUAUGGUAUAUGCCAUAAAUGAGAUCAAUGACAAUCCUAACCUGUUGCCUAACAUCACCCUUGGUUACCAUCUGUAUGACAACUGUGUGAAGCUUGGAGUGGCAUUCAGGUCUGCAACCGCCCUGCUCAGUGGGACAGAGGAGACCGUUUCCAGUUUCAACUGCACUGGCCCUCCUCCCAUAAUUGGGAUUGUGGGGGAUCCUGGAUCUACUCACUGUAUAGCAAUCUCCAGUGUGCUGGGACUAUUUAGAAUACCUAUGGUUAGCUACUACGCCACCUGCUCCUGUUUGAGUGACAGGAAAAAGUACCCCUCUUUCUUCAGAACAAUCCCCAGUGAUGCCUUCCAGGUCCGUGCUAUGAUUCAGAUUUUGAGGCAUUUUGGAUGGACCUGGGUUGGUCUGCUCUACAGUGAUGAUGACUAUGGAAUCAAUGCUGCUCAGGCUUUCCAAAAGGAAGUGCAGUUGUUUGGAGGUUGCGUUUCUUUUUCUGAAAUUUUGCCUCUUGAUAACAACCGCUUAGACAUCCGGCGCAUUGUACAGGCUAUUCAGGCCUCUUCAGCAAGAGUGGUGGUGGUGUUCUCUACAGAAGCCUAUUUGCUGCCCUUGAUGGAUGAGGUGGUGUUGCAAAAUGUGACCAGCAGGCAGUGGAUUGCAAGCGAAGCCUGGGCCACUUCACCCGUGUUUCACACUCAGCGUCUUCUGCCCUUUCUAGGAGGCACUCUGGGCAUUGCCAUCCGUCGAGGAGAGAUCCACGGACUUUAUGAAUUUCUGCUACGCCUCCAUCCUGACAGUAAUUUGAGAAAUGAUAUGGUGAGAAUCUUCUGGGAGAACAUGUUUGGGUGCAGAUUUGACACUGGAAGUGGAGAGGGAGAAAAAAUGUGUUCAGGACAGGAAAAUUUAAUCAGUACAGACACUGCAUACACUGAUGUAUCAGAGCUGAGGGCUUCAUAUAAUGUCUAUAAGGCAGUUUAUGCCCUGGCACAUGCACUUCAUGACUUGACGCAGUGUGAGAAAGGGAGAGGACCAUUUAGUGGGAACAGAUGUGGUGAUAAAACCAACCUGAAACCCUGGCAGCUGGUUCACUAUCUACAGAAAGUGAACUUCACUACAGGAUUUGGGGAUCAUGUGUCGUUUGAUGAGAAUGGAGAUGCUCUGGCAAUCUAUGAUGUGAUGAACUGGCAGCCGAGCUCUGAUGGGUCAAUAGUUGCUCGAACAGUUGGUGUGGUAGAUGAAGGGGCGGGAAAUGGGAAGGUGCUUGCAUUGGAGGAGGAUGCAAUAUACUGGAACUUAGAAACAAAUAAACCCCCGCAGUCUAUAUGCAGUGAGAGCUGUCCCCCAGGCACCAGACGAGCCAGAAGGAAGGGCCUUCCUGUCUGCUGUUUUGAUUGUCUGCCAUGUGCAGAUGGAGAGAUUUCUAAUAUAUCAGACUCUUGUCAGCUCCAAGGAAGCUUCAAAUUGAAUGGGAUGUACCAGAUUGGAGACUUCAUCAUUGGAGGCCUGUUUGAGGUUCAGCACCUCAAAGUCUUCCCAGAACUUACCUUCAGAACUGAGCCAGAACUGCCCCAGUGUGAAGAAUUCUAUAUGGCAAGUUUUCAGCAGGCACUGACUAUGGUUUUUGCCAUAAAUGAGAUUAACAAUAAUAACCACCUGCUGCCUAACAUCACGCUUGGUUACCAAAUCUAUGACAACUGCUUGAGACUUGGAGUGUCGUUCCGGGCUGCUAUAUCCCUGGCCAGCGGGACAGAGGAGUCCUUCUCAGACCUCAACUGCACUGGCCCUCCUCCAGUGAUUGGGAUUGUGGGGGACCCAGGUUCAAGUCAGUCAAUAGCAAUUUCCAGUGUACUGGGUCUGUUUCAAGUACCUAUGGUUAGUUACUACGCCACCUGCUCCUGCUUGAGUGAUAGGAAAAAGUACCCCUCUUUCUUCAGAACUAUCCCCAGUGAUGCCUUCCAGGUUCGGGCUAUGAUUCAGAUUUUGAGGCAUUUUGGAUGGACCUGGGUUGGUCUGCUCUACAGUGAUGAUGACUACGGCAUCUAUGCGGCUCAGUCUUUCCAACAAGAAAUGCAGUUGUUUGGGGGUUGUGUGGCAUUCUCUGAGAUGUUGCCUUAUGAUAACAACCACUGGGACAUUCAUCGAAUAGUAGGGGUUAUACAGACCUCUACAGCCAAGGUAGUUGUAGCAUUCUCAACUGAUUUGUCAUCUCUAAUGGAUGAGUUAUUGUUGCAAAAUGUGUCGGGCAGACAGUGGAUUGCAAGUGAGGCUUGGACAACAACACCUGUCCUGCAAACUCCACAGUAUUUGCCUCUACUCGGGGGGACACUGGGCAUUGCCAUCCGUCGUGGACAGAUUCAGGGACUUUAUGACUUUCUGAUACAUCUCCACCCUGACAAUAAUCCAAAAAAUAGUACAAUAAAUAUCUUCUGGGAGAAAAUUUUUGGGUGCAAGUUUGAGGCUGUAGAUGAACAACAAGAACAUGGUGGAACCAAAUGUUCAGGGCAAGAGGAUCUGAGCAGCACAGAAACAGCAUACACUGAUGUAUCAGAGCUGAGGGCCUCAUAUAAUGUCUACAAGGCAGUUUAUGCACUAGCACAUGCACUUCAUGACCUGAUGCAGUGUGAGGAGGGGAGAGGACCAUUCAGUGGGAACAGCUGUGCUGAUAUAACAAACCUAAAAACCUGGCAGCUGGUUCACUACCUACAGAAAGUGAACUUCACCACCAGCUUUGGGGAUCAUGUGUCUUUUGAUAAGAAUGGAGAUGCUCUGGCCAUCUAUGAUGUGAUGAACUGGCACCCGAGGUCUGAUGGAUCAAUCGUUGUCCACACAGUUGGUGUGGUGAAUGAAGGGGCGACAACAGGGAAAGUGCUCACGCUGGAUGAGGAUGCAUUAUACUGGAACUUUGAAUCAAAAAAGCCCCCACGGUCUGUAUGCAGUGAGAGCUGCCCCCCAGGAACCAGACGAGCUAGGAGGAAAGGCUAUCCUGUCUGCUGCUUUGACUGUCUACCAUGUGGAGAUGGAGAGAUUUCCAAUACAACAAAUUCACCCGAAUGUGUCAUGUGUCCAGAUGAGUUUUGGCCGAGUCCAGAAAAUGACCACUGUGUUCCUAAAGAAGUUGAAUUUCUAUCUUAUAAAGAUCCGUUGGGGAUUUCUUUGACCACUGCUUCCCUCUUAGGCACUAGUUUCUGUGUUCUUGUGAUGGUCAUCUUUGCUCACCACCGUAACACUCCUGUAGUACGAGCCAACAAUUCAGAGCUCAGCUUCCUGCUGCUGUUGUCACUCAAACUAUGUUUCCUGUGUGUUCUGCUGUUCAUUGGCCGACCACAGUUAUGGACAUGUCAGUUAAGACAUGCUGUGUUUGGUAUAAGCUUUGUUCUGUGCAUCUCCAGCAUCCUGGUCAAGACUAUGGUAGUAAUAGCUGUGUUCAAGUCAUCUCGACCAGAGGGGAAAUCUGCCAUAAAGUGGUUUGGUUCAGCACAGCAAAGAGGAACAGUUUUAGUCCUAACUUCCACACAAGUAGCAAUAUGUACAGUCUGGUUAUCUACUGCAUCUCCAACACCACAUAAAAACAACCAGUAUAUCCGCUCUAAAAUAGUAUAUGAAUGUGCUAUAGGAUCAGUGGCUGGUUUUUCUGUGCUUCUGGGAUACAUUGGACUGUUGGCAGCAGUAAGUUUUGUGUUAGCCUUCAUGGCCAGGAAACUUCCAGAUAAUUUUAAUGAAGCAAAGUUCAUCACUUUUAGUAUGUUGAUCUUCUGUGCUGUGUGGAUUGCAUUUGUUCCAGCAUAUGUGAGUUCUCCAGGGAAAUAUUCAGUGGCUGUGGAGAUAUUUGCCAUUUUAGCUUCUAGUUUUGGAUUACUGGUGGCCAUAUUUGCCCCAAAGUGCUAUGUAAUUAUAUUACACCCAGAAAAAAACACUAAAAAAGCCAUCAUGGGAAGAGCAACCCAAAAUAAAUAGUUUUACGUGCUGACCACAUGAGUAAUUAACUAGUGUAAGAUCCUGUAAAUAUAAUGAUUACUUCAAAUUGUGCAUAAAUACAAUGUGUUCAUAUUUGUUGCUUAUUUAACAUUCAAAUGAACUGAUAUCAAAUGUAUUUCCCUCACAGUUUUGUUAUAGGGUUUUUUUUUGUCAGGUUUUUUUAUUUUUAUUUUUAUUUUUUUACAUUUUGAAUUUGCGUUUCUCCCUCAGUCUGGAAUAAAGUGAUGUUACUCACAAAUAUCAUAUGCAUGUAGUUAUUGUUAAAAGGUAAGCAUUUGGUGUAAUGCUGGUAUAUUGU
Puntigrus tetrazona (Sumatra barb) is the source of this 5406-nucleotide messenger RNA. RefSeq names its product vomeronasal type-2 receptor 1-like. The transcript is spliced from 11 exons. Gene Ontology annotation, biological process: G protein-coupled receptor signaling pathway. Lineage: Eukaryota; Metazoa; Chordata; Actinopteri; Cypriniformes; Cyprinidae. Gene Ontology annotation, cellular component: membrane. Gene Ontology annotation, molecular function: G protein-coupled receptor activity. The record is from RefSeq and is a predicted model, not a curated record. Bases 1116 to 5087 code for a protein of 1323 amino acids.